Messenger RNA from Symbiodinium natans, 1422 nucleotides. The record is from the annotation of a GenBank genome assembly. NCBI's taxonomy places the organism in Eukaryota, Dinophyceae, Suessiales, Symbiodiniaceae.
AUGGCGUCUUCACAGCCCGAUGCAUCCAACAACCACUUCAGCGGAAUCAAGACUGACACGGCGGUCAUGGACAUGUCGGUUAAGCUUGCGGGCGAGCACAAGCUCACCCCUGAGUGGGAGUGGGCUGUACACGAAGUGCAUGAGAAGGGCUACGUGAUCCUCAAGAACCUGCUGUCGCGUGAAGAGGUGGCCGAGAUCAGGGAAGCCAUUGCGCCUCUUCUUGGGGUUGGAGGACGGAACAAUUUUGAGGGCUACCAGACUCGGCGCGUGUAUGCCGUUUUGUCCAAAACGCGAGCAUUGGACCACAUGAUUGCACACCCCGUAGUCAUGGCUUUGCUUCGGCAGUUCUUGAUGCCGAACUUCUUGCUCACAGCUGCACAGGUUAUUGACAUCUGUCCAGGCGAGACCUUGCAACCCUUCCACUAUGACGACCAGUUCACCCAUGUACCUCGGCCAAGAGAUCCCUUCUCCAUGGCCACCGUGUGGGCCUUGGAUGACAACUUCACAGCCAAGAACGGUGCCACGGUCGUCAUUCCAGGGUCCCACAAGUGGGGUGACAACAAGAUGCCGGAUCAAAAGAUGGUGGAAGAGCUGGGGAUCGCAGCAGAGCUUCCCAUCGGCAGCUGCGUCUUCUUUUCAGGCACCCUCUGGCAUGGGGGCGGCGCGAACAGCAGCAAAGACACCAGCCGGUGCGCGUUUACCGCGCAGUACUGCCAGCCAUGGGUCCGCCCGCAGGAGAACAUGAUGCUGUCUGUGCCCUUCGAUCAGGUUGCCAUGCUUCCUCCUGAGAUUCAGGUCAUGGCUGGCUACUCGAUCCAUCCUCCUUUCAUUGGCCACGUUGAUGGCAGGCAUCCCCUGAAAGCAGCCGAACGCCUGGCGGGUCUCGACAACUCUGCGCCCAGAGUUUUCCAAAAAGUUGGAGGAGGGGCAUUCAUCUAUCGGCUUGGCGAAGAUCGCUGGUGCUUGGGUCCUGAGCUGCAUGGCGAGGAGAUCAUCUGGGCUUGGUUUACCUGCUCCGAGCUAGCACUGCCAAGUAGCAGCGAACACGCUUGGAAUUCCAACUACGGUAGACCGGAGGUCUUCGUCACUAGGUCCAGCAUCUUCAUCAUCCAAGGCGUUGGCCUUCGUGCAGCCGAUAACUUAGAUGACAACUCCAACCCGUAUGUGGUGUGCCGUGUAUCUGGCAAGCCACAUCUGGGAUUCCGAACUCAGACCAGGUUCAAAAGCUUGGACCCGGUCUGGCAUGAAUGGAUUGACCUUGAAGGACUGGAGCUCGGUGAUACUAUGCACUUCAGAGUCUUCAGCCAGGAGGACAAGAGAGACGACGAGUUUCUGGGCGAUGCGAAGGUUGUGGUGACCCCCGCCGGGUGGGACGGCGGUGUCACCUUGAUGCUGCGGGGGCGAAAGGCCAGGCUACGUUAG